This is a messenger RNA of Branchiostoma belcheri (Belcher's lancelet), 4204 nucleotides long. Its product is annotated as rho guanine nucleotide exchange factor 7-like. The record is from RefSeq and is a predicted model, not a curated record. Lineage: Eukaryota; Metazoa; Chordata; Leptocardii; Amphioxiformes; Branchiostomatidae. Bases 421 to 2667 code for a protein of 748 amino acids. The transcript is spliced from 24 exons. Gene Ontology annotation, molecular function: guanyl-nucleotide exchange factor activity; protein binding.
AAUGUAAACUUUAUGUAGCAAACUUGAGCUGAGUGACACAGAUAUUAAGAAUACCUUGGCUAUGUUGUUACAUUGUGUUAUGACAGGUCAUAGCCAUGUAACUUGAGAAGAACCAUAUAUAGCAAACAGACGUGAACUUUCUAAGCCUCAGGGCUUGUGCUGACCUCGGUAUGCCUGCAGACUGCCGACAAGGGGUGAGUAAACGGCUAUCAAUUGUCGCCUAUCUGUGCAUCGGACAUUGUUGUGGCGUCUUGACUGGCCCAGGUCCGGUACCGACAGACCACGCGAUACAGAGACCUUAAAAUAAAACCCUAGCUUCUGCCAACUUGCUACGCACACGGGCUUGGCCGCAGCUUCGCCAUGGAAGUGAGAGUUGCGUCGCGAUGAUUUCUCGGUCGCGAGGAGGGAUAGAUCACGACCAUGUUGCUGGACAACGUCGUGAGUCUGCGGCGGUCCCUUGUCGGGGUCACCGGUAGGGUAAUUGCGGGGUUGUCUGUUUUAUGUCGUCAGUUGAAGUCGCAGGUUCGACAGAAAGCGAAUUCGAACGGGAAUGGCACUGCGGGCAGUCAUGUGAUGCAGAACGUACAUAAGAUGGCAGACGGAAGACAGAUGAUCGUGAAGGCGAGAUACGCCUUUCAGGGGACGGACGAGGAUGAACUGUCCUUCAAGAAAGGCGACAUCAUUACCAUAACACAGGUUGUUGAAGGAGGGUGGUGGGAAGGUGUACUGAAUGGACGUGUGGGCUGGUUCCCAAGUAACUACGUGAAGGAGGUCAAAAAUGUCCCAGGGGUUGUUCCCCAUCACGGUGACGUCAGGAUACGUUCUGGGGACCAGCAAAAACUUAUUGAUGUUGGACCACUGUCCCCCACACCAAAGAGCCCCCCAGCAGGUACGGGCAGAACUGCAGAGCAGAUCACUGUGCCAGCCAAGACUGCAGAAAGUGCCAGGAUGUACCACAACUUGGUUCUACAGAACAUCCUGGAGACAGAGAAGGCUCAUACUGAUGAGAUGCACACUUUCCUGGUCACAUACUUAAAGCCACUACAAAAUGCUGGAAUCCUGUCCAACCCUGAGUGUAUGAUGUUGUGUGGGAACCUGGAGGAUGUAGUCAACAUGCAGCAGGCCCUGCUCAAGAACCUCGAGGACUGUGCAAAGCUUCCAGGCCCUCAGCAGAGAGUAGGAGGAUGUUUUCUGAAGGUUGCAGGUCAGAUGAGAGCGCUGUACCAGGGCUACUGUGCCAACCACCCCAAGGCUGUCUCUGUUUUAUCUAGAAACAAUGAGGAACUGAACAGAUUCAUGGAGAACCAGGGAGCGCCCAGUCCUGGCCUGAUGACACUGACCACUGGUCUGAGCCAGCCCUUCCGCAGACUGGACAAGUACCCCACUCUCCUUAAGGAACUGGACAGACACCUCGAGGAGGGCCAUCCCGACAGAUACGAUGUACAACAGGCCAUACCAGUCUACAAGAAUAUUGCGAACGAGUGUUUGGAGACGAGAAAGCAGAAGGAGAUAGAGUUUGAGAUCAUGAACAGUGAAAUCAAAGGUUGGGAGGGGGAGGAGAUCUCCCAACUGGGCGAGGUCAUCCUCAUGUCCAUGGUGACUGUUCACACUGGGGAUGAGGAGAAGAAGGAGCGUUACUUCCUGCUGUUCCCUGGAGUCCUGCUGAUGUUAUCUAUCAGUCCUCGCAUGAGUGGCUUCAUAUAUGAGGGAAAGCUUGCCUUGUCUGGCUUGAAUAUUUCCAGAUUAGAAGACGUAGAUAACAUAAAGAAUGCUUUUGAGAUUUCAGGGAGUUUGAUAGAGAGAAUAGUGGUGACGACCAACUCGACCCGUGAGCAGGCAGAAUGGGCGACUCUGCUGCAGCAACAGACAAAGAUCUCCCCCGUCACCCCCGUGACCAGUAAACCGCCCCCCGUCCCUGCCAGCAGUAGAACACCCACCUCUACAUUACAGAGACAUCAAGUCCCACCUGCAAUCAAGGACACUGUCCUGUACAUUCAUGAGACGUCAAUGCCACCUUCAGGGAAGGUUCCCCCUGCCAAACAGCCUGACGUGAGCCGGUUGAAGCCCACCUCCCCGCCCCCUGCCAGCGUCAAGAUGCAGAAGCUGGAGCCGCCCCCCAGACAACCCGGGCCCUGGACGCUCAGCUGUCUCAGACCCGCACCCCCCCUCAGACCCUCGGCUGCACUACUUAUGAAGGAGUCCCGUAACUCAGGAAACAAGACUUGGAGCGUAGGCUGCUUGCCACCUGACAUGUUCAAGGGGCCGGCUGCUGCUCUGCUUACAGCUAGUGGGCAUCCUAAACAGGACCCCAACAGGAGUCCCAGGACAGUUAGGAGAUUGUUAACGUCUUCCAUGAGAAGAAAACAAGACAGAGCAAAACUAGAAGAAGAGUACCCUCCAGUAAGACUAAGUAGCGCGCAGUUGGAGGAGGAUGCAGCAGUGUUGAGGGUUAUCGAGGCUUAUUGUACCAGCACCAGUAAGAUGAGACAACAGAGCUUACUGAGCACAUCAAGCAGACAAGGACGUUUAGAACAGGCACCGCAAGUCUUGGUUCCUGAGGAAGAGAAAAUCAUAGUGGAGGAGACAAAGAACAACCAGACAGUGGUGCAGGAAAAUCACCGUGGCAGGGAGCAAGGGAGGAAAUUGCUCGGCUGGCUCCCGUUUUAGGGAAAAGAAACCAAAAGGCUUAACAAGGGUCUUGAGGAGGAGGUGAUGGCCAGGAAGAGAAUGGAGUCCAUCAUCCGCAAGUCCAUCAAGAGUUUAGCCGAGACUAAUUUUGACGAGACCAACUUGUGACUUCUACAAAAAAAUUAAAUAAAUGACUUCAAUCAUGAAAAUGGCAAGCCUGUAAAGAGGUAGUGUUCAAACAACAGUCUACAAGACAAUAUCCACAGCCAGCUAUGAUACAAUCUCAGUUCUUGUAAAAGAAAAAAAAUGUGGUUUGUUAUCAGUGCAAGUAGAUCUUGCACUUCUCCAUGACCCUAAAAGCCAUCUGGGGAAGAAGUUAACUUGCUGCUUCAUUUUUGUUUGGGAUGUGUACGUACAUGUAUGAUAUUGCAAUAAAACAGGUACUGUUCUUGGUAUUAAUGUUAACACAAAUUGGUCCACCUUUUCAGGCUUCAUGUAUGUUUACUCCUUAUUUUGGCAUUGUUCAAAGUAAAUUUUGCUAGUCUAGCAAGUAAAGGUUUUGUAAAAGCUGUGACAUGUAACAGUACUACAUGUAUGACAGCAGGAGUUUGAAAAUUGUAAAAACACCCCACAGAUGUACAUGUUGUACUCCACUGAAAAAAAAUAGCCAUUAAGAUGCAUUUCAUGUAAUUUUAGGGGAAAAAAUGACAAAAAAACAACACUCUUGCAUAACAUGCCAGGUUUGAAAAAAAAAGGAAAACAUAUUUCUGCUCUUGGCAUUUUGGGGAAGUUCAAUCAGGGUUUGGUUCAUAAGUUCAGACUUAAAUGUUUCCAUAUACUGGAAGGUCUGUUUCUUUAGUGCAUCUGCUGUUAGAUGCAAAGCUACAUUGAAUGUUUAGCAUGGCCACAGUACAGUUCUGGUCACUACUGGGUGUUGGGGCAAAACUCUUACAAAAAAACGAAAACAAAAACACAGAAGAAACAAUCUGCUUUUGUAAAGUUAUUGCAAGAUAAAAUGGGACAGCAAUUUAAUGUUUGUAUCUCUUACUGGCUGUGUUCAGGUAAUAUGGGAUGUUUCUAACUGGAUUCUUUAGUUUGUACAUUAAAAUUUCUUUGGGUAUGGAAUAUAUGCUUAUAGGGUUUUGUAUUAUACGGUUCCUUUCUAUCCAGUUGUAAAAUAAGUGGCAUUUUCUUAAAUGCAGUUGUAUGAAAGCACAUACAAUACAUGUUUGAGUUAUAUCAUCGUUGCAUUAAGGCCUUUGCCAUGAAUUAGUUUUUUUCCUAAUACAGCACUUUACUGUAUAUUCUGUAUGUCAGAGUAUCUUUGUAAUAGUUUCGCUUUAAUCAGUGCAAAAUCCCAUGCUGAAAUGUGUUAUAAAAAAAAGAAAUUUUGGUUCAUGUAUUAUCAAACAUCACAAAAGUAAAGCAUGGUACAUGUAUGAAUGUAAGACUUUAUAAAACUUUUUUCUGGGUAAUGUCAUGUUCAGUCUUGAACUGUAUGUAUAGUGUUUUUUUCUUGUUGUAAACUUGAAUAUGCAUGAGGAAGAACAUGAGGAAUAUUAAAAGCAGAAAUCCU